AUGGCCUCGCGUUUCUUAUCGACGACGACACUCAUCAGACCGCCGACGAAUCUCAACAACUCGCCAACGUUUUUAACGGCGAGAGUUGGUGUGAGAAAGGCGAGUCUUAGCGUGAGGGCUGUGAGCGAUAGCUCUCAAGGCUCCGUCGAUGGAACCGUUUACAAAGGCGUUUACGGUCCCUGGACCGUUGAGUCCUCCGAUGUUAAAGAGGUUAUUCUGUACAGGUCAGGACUUGUAACUGCUGCUGCAUCGUUUGUAGCAGCUUCUUCUGCUGCGUUUCUACCAGAAAACUCAUGGCUUAGUGAAACAAUCAAGCAAAACCAUGAUUUGUUCUACCUUGUUGGUGCUGGUGGCUUGGGCCUAUCCUUGUUUCUGAUACAUAUUUAUGUAACCGAGAUUAAGAGGACUCUUCAGGCUUUGUGGGCACUUGGUGUUGUUGGCUCCUUUGCCGCUUACGCAGCCCUAGCUAGACCAGCCAGUGAUAACUUGGUUCACUAUGUUGUUGAUCAUCCAAACGCUGUUUGGUUUGUCGGUCCUCUUUUCGCUGCUCUCACUGGCCUCGUUUUCAAAGAAGGACUUUGUUAUGGAAAGCUAGAAGCUGGCCUUCUUACAUUCAUCAUACCCUCACUUCUUCUUGGUCAUUUGAGUGGUUUGAUGAAUGAUGAGGCAAAGCUGGUGUUGCUAGGAACAUGGAUGACGCUCUUUUUAGUAUUUGCUGGAAGAAAAUUCACUCAGCCUAUAAAGGAUGAUAUUGGGGAUAAAUCUGUUUUCAUGUUCAUGGCUCUUCCGGAAGAUGAGAAGAAGGCUGUAGUUGCAAAACUCGAACAAGAAAAUUCUGGGUCUGGGCACAAAUACCCGUUACUUGCUCAAAACCCGCGACUUGCCCCUUAUCCGCCUUGUUCAACCAAGUACUUGUUCGAAGCAAGGUAG
Microthlaspi erraticum is the source of this 930-nucleotide messenger RNA. Lineage: Eukaryota; Viridiplantae; Streptophyta; Magnoliopsida; Brassicales; Brassicaceae. The record is from the annotation of a GenBank genome assembly.